AUGGCCAUGCUUUCCGGCAACACGGCCGGCUUCACAAAAAAGACGACGACAAAUGCCAUGAUCUUCAUGGCCUUUUGCGCCGGAAACAUUGUUGGCCCGCAGCUGUACUUUGGGUCAGAGGCGCCGAGUUAUCCGUCCGGCUUCCUAUCUCUCAUCAUCUGUCUCGGGGUUGCAUUUGUGGCGAGUCUGUUGUUGCGGUUCUAUCUUGUUCGGGAGAACAGACGCCGAGACGCAGAGCAGCUCUCGGCGCCGGGCGAUGCAGUGGCGGUCAACAGCCUCGACGAUGAGGUGCUGAACGCGAUGGACCUGACGGAUAAAGAGAUGCCACAAUUUCGAUAUGUGUAUUAG
Akanthomyces muscarius is the source of this 348-nucleotide messenger RNA. RefSeq lists its product as uncharacterized. Gene Ontology annotation, molecular function: allantoate transmembrane transporter activity; dipeptide transmembrane transporter activity. The coding region runs from base 1 to 348 and encodes 115 amino acids. Gene Ontology annotation, cellular component: plasma membrane. The transcript is spliced from 2 exons. The record is from RefSeq and is a predicted model, not a curated record. Gene Ontology annotation, biological process: allantoate transport; dipeptide transport; tripeptide transport. Lineage: Eukaryota; Fungi; Ascomycota; Sordariomycetes; Hypocreales; Cordycipitaceae.